This is a messenger RNA of Talaromyces proteolyticus, 309 nucleotides long. RefSeq lists its product as uncharacterized. Lineage: Eukaryota; Fungi; Ascomycota; Eurotiomycetes; Eurotiales; Trichocomaceae. The record is from RefSeq and is a predicted model, not a curated record. The transcript has a single exon. The coding region runs from base 1 to 309 and encodes 102 amino acids.
AUGACUACGGAGAUGGCUCAAACAGUCAUCGGGGUGUGCAAUAACAAGAACAUCAGUGUCACCUCGGCUGACCACGCAUCAUACGUCAUAGCAAUCAUCAAGCAUGCAGACCAGGUCACCACACAGUCGCAGUAUGUGACGUCUGGCCAAUUCAACCUGCGGGCGUACUUACUGGGGCCGUAUAAAACGGCCGAAUGCGCCUUCCUCUUAAUACACGAUGUAUCUAUGGACAGUGGACCUGCAAGUACUUUCUGGAACAUGGUCCAGACGCUCAACGGACACUACCAGACAACCUUCAAGGAGAACUAA